AUGGCGGAAAGUUCCAAUUUUCGCACAUUCAGUUUACCAACUAUCACAGUAUUACUCUGUUCAGCAGGGGUUAUGAUGGGACUUGAUACAUCUUCCAUUGCGGUAUUCUUGAGUUAUGAACCGUUCAUUGGAUAUUUUGAACAUCCCAAUAGCUUCAUUCAAGGAAUGGUGGUAGCUUCCAACCCUGCUGGAGCUUUUUGUUAG
This is a messenger RNA of Saccharomycopsis crataegensis, 204 nucleotides long. RefSeq lists its product as uncharacterized. The record is from RefSeq and is a predicted model, not a curated record. The transcript has a single exon. Lineage: Eukaryota; Fungi; Ascomycota; Saccharomycetes; Ascoideales; Saccharomycopsidaceae. The coding region runs from base 1 to 204 and encodes 67 amino acids.